AUUUCAAAAUAGGCUAGUAUCGCUCACCGCAUCGAUAACUACUGCUUGAAUUCAGAAGCUAUCGAUUCGAAGGGCUUUUGAUUCAAGGUCGCCAUAUCCAUCUUGUGGCUUCCGCAUCCAUGCUGCCAUUUGUCCAGGAGAAUGUGCCGGAGAUGCUGCUCCAGCCGGCCCGGUUGGCCUUCUGCGCCAAUCUUCACGUGGGCCGACCGCGGGAUGACCCCACCACAUUGGUUCUAGCGAGGAACCUAAAGUUCUACGAAUUCCGGCGCAAGGUUCUGGUGCACUACAUUGAUUUGAAGGACAAGAAACUAAAGCAAAUAGCCAGCCAACUGGAGGCCUACGACGGACCGCUUUGUCCCUUUCUGUCCAAGCAGGAACCCACUGACGAGAAGGUGGACUGGAGCAUGCUGGAUCCGCCGGAGGAUUUGCCCCUCAAAUUCGGCAAGUUUGUGUGGCAACGGCAGGGCAUCUACCUGCUAAUUCAGUGCUGGAGGCACCUCGUCGUCCUAAAGAGGCCCAAGGAUCACGGGGCCAACUUCGAGCUGGUGGCGGAUCACAAGGAUGUGGUGGACUACCAGAUGGUCGAAGGUCCCAUUCCCUUCCAGGCCGUCGUGGAGCUGGAGUUCGGUAAUGGCAAGCGCCAGCGUUGCGAUUUCCAAGAGGAUUUCUUAAGUGAGGAGCCCAGCACGUCCAAAAAUGCCGGCUUGCCCGCUCAGGAUUUCGAGAGCCUGUUGCAGGAGGUGCACCGUGCCGAAGCCGAGCUCAACAGCCAGCGAAUACAAAACCAGAAGGAAUUCGCCAUCGUCGAAGACCUUCUAUACUUCGGCACGCCGGGCCAGCGUUCGCUGCUCCUUGAGGAGAAGCAGCCGCUGCGACGACUCGGCGAUGUAUGGACUCGGAUCUGCGGCGAUUAUUUCGUUUUUGGCACACUGCUGGUCAACAACACUGGCACCAAUCGGCUCACCAUAGUCAAGGAGCUGUAUCCGAUUGUUGUAAUCGAACCACACACCGACUUCAGCGUGGAGCAUCGCCUGUACGAGCUGCCUCUGCAGGCAGAUGGCCAACCACCCGAGGACUACGAACAGCUGGCGCAGUUUUGGGCCUGCCAGGACCAGCAUAGCAGGCGUCUCAAAUGGCGACCGGUGGAGAAGGAAAGAAUACUACCGCCGGAACGAUCUGCCGCGAUGGUGGUGCGCCUGCGCCUGGUCGAUCUCCUCGAGGCGGAGAAACUCGUAUUGAUAGCAACGUACGAGAUUGGCGAGGAUGCAUCCCCUAGGCAAAUCCAUCUCAUUACCUUCGAUGUGAAGAAACUGCUCGAUAAAACAGAAUCUUUGGCACCCACAUUUUCCCCCGCCACGCUGCACCAAGACUUUUUGGCUGUUAUUAUGACGCACACGGCGCGUUGCUCCCUGAAAUUGGAAUUCCAGUCGGCCCAGGAUUGCAAGACAUUCGAGCAGCUUCUCGUCUCCAAGCUGCAGUUUCAGUUGAUCCAAGCCCAGGAGGCAGACAAGGAGCCGACUUCCGACUUGCUGGACGACAGUGAUCCUGGCUCUCACUUUCAGUCUUCCAACAUCGCCGCCGAUCCUGUCCAGCGUAUUUUCUACAAUCGCCAGCCGCUGUCACAGUGGUGUGACACCUUGCUGCUUCGCGACGAUCCCGGAAAGCAUUGGCAUGUUUACGCCAAAACGGACGAUCGGUUGCGUCUGCUACUGCAUCGCCUGACGCGCGAUCUCCUCCAGCUGCACUGCAACCUCAAUGUGCUAGAGGUCGCUGAGCACAACAUGUCGCCUGCCGACAUGGAGAUGGAGCUGCUAAACAGUCUGUUCGAGGAGAUGGACGCCUGGAAGGUUUUGAGUGAGCCGGCAGCCAGUGUGGAGCAGCGCCGGGAGCAGCUGACGCAGCUCAACAAGGCACAAAUGGCCAGCGAUGUGUUGGCUUCUAUGCUAUUCACCGAUGAUGAUGAUGAUGAUGAUGACAAUAGGGCGUAAAUGCGUUUUGUUCUUCUCUUCGCAUUGGCAAAUCUAUGUAUCUGCUUUGUUAGCAAUGUGUUUUAUGCAUUGUUUAUUUUUAUAAAAACAUUUUGUUGUAUUGCAUUCUUGUCAGAGUUGUAAACAAACAAAUUAAAACAUUUACGCGAAUGUUAAAGCACAUGUGAAUAGGAAAAAGGUUAUAAUAAAUGCAUGACUCGUUGUGUCAUUGUGUCACGAUUA
Messenger RNA from Drosophila sechellia, 2210 nucleotides. RefSeq lists its product as uncharacterized. Bases 120 to 1988 code for a protein of 622 amino acids. The transcript is spliced from 2 exons. Lineage: Eukaryota; Metazoa; Arthropoda; Insecta; Diptera; Drosophilidae. The record is from RefSeq and is a predicted model, not a curated record.